AUGAAACUACAUAAAAAAAAUGUAUUAAUUCGUUCAAGUGUGCAUUCUCCAUCGAACUUUGAGUCGAAACCCUCAACCUAAAUUCCUCGAUAGAGAUCUGUUAAUUAAUUUGAAGAAGCUGAUCCUACUUCAAAAGGUAUUAGGAAAAUUAUAUUUAUGAAAUAGAAAAAUCAUAAAAAUGA
Paramecium primaurelia is the source of this 182-nucleotide messenger RNA. Lineage: Eukaryota; Ciliophora; Oligohymenophorea; Peniculida; Parameciidae. The record is from the annotation of a GenBank genome assembly.